AGCAAUAAGGAAUCGCGCGAUUGGGGCAGGUAGAGAGAGAGAGAGAACUCGAGAGACGAUGAACAAGUCGUGGUAAGAUUUUGAGAAAGAAGACGAAGAUGGAGAGUAUCUGGCGAAUCGCUACGGGACAAGAUCCGAGCCGUGAAGAUUACGAAGGGAUCGAGUUCUGGUCCAACCCCGAGCGUUCUGGUUGGCUCACGAAGCAAGGCGAUUACAUCAAAACCUGGCGCCGCCGCUGGUUCGUUCUCAAACGAGGGAAGCUUCUCUGGUUCAAAGAUCAAGCAACUGCUGGGAUUCGUGGAUCUACGCCGCGUGGUGUGAUCUCUGUUGGUGAUUGUCUCACCGUGAAAGGAGCUGAGGAUGUUGUGAACAAGCCUUUUGCGUUCGAGCUAUCUAGUGGUAGCUAUACCAUGUUCUUCAUCGCUGAUAACGAGAAGGAGAAAGAAGAGUGGAUUAAUUCGAUUGGGAGGUCGAUUGUGCAGCACUCGAGGUCUGUGACGGAUUCUGAGGUCCUCGAUUACGAUCACAGGCAGUGAUUUACUUUUUUUCUAUCUAAAUGUGUGAUUUUGUUGUCUCCCUCUCUGGAAUGUAACACUCUCUUGUCUUUUAAUUAUGAUGUUAUUGUACCCUUGAUCUUAAUGUAUCUAUGCCUCAAGUUUCAAAUAUCGAUUCUCUCUUCGUUGUGAUU
Molecule: messenger RNA, 688 nt
Organism: Capsella rubella
Lineage: Eukaryota; Viridiplantae; Streptophyta; Magnoliopsida; Brassicales; Brassicaceae
Product: pleckstrin homology domain-containing protein 1
Exons: 1
Coding region: 99-536 (145 amino acids)
Source: RefSeq, a predicted model, not a curated record